Sus scrofa (pig) is the source of this 11624-nucleotide messenger RNA. The record is from RefSeq and is a predicted model, not a curated record. Lineage: Eukaryota; Metazoa; Chordata; Mammalia; Artiodactyla; Suidae.
UCGAAUCUACCAGAGGGAGGGAAUCCCCGCCCAUCCUGGAGGCUCGGCGGAUCCCCAGCGCCGCGCAGCUGGGAGAGCUGGCGGAGGAGCAGACUCCCGGCGCCCGUGCGUGCGGCCCCGGGUGGGAAGACGAGGUGUGAACGCGUCCAGGGGAGGUCCCCCUGUUGCUGCUGGAGGAACACCUCAUUUUCAAGUCCUUUGCACAGGCCCCCUGUGAAAUGACCCAAGCAAAGACUGUUCAGACGUUUCCUUCCUUCCCUCGUUGACACUCUGGGCCCUGCGAUUGUUCCACUGUUGUUCUAACAGAGUCCCAUCCUCCUCUCAUCAAAGCAAACAGCCAGGACUGGAGUAAGUGUUUCUUAGGCUUGUCUGCCAGCUGAACAUGACCACAGGCCAAGCUGAUGACAGCCCGUGUUCCCGAGGGACGUGGGGCCCUGCGGGGCCUGGCCCCCAGGAGCAGGUCCUCUCAUGAUGUUGGCAUCCGGGAGUGAGCACCAUGCCCAUCACCCAGGACAAUGCCGGGCUACACCUGCCCCUCCUCUACCGGUGGCUGCAGAACAGCCUGCGGGAGGGCGGGGAUGGGCCGGAGCAGCGCCUCUGCCAGGCGGCCAUCCAGAAGCUACAGGAGUAUAUCCAGCUGAACUUUGCAGUGGAUGAGAGUGCAGUCCCAGCUGAUCACAGCCCCCCAGGGAUGGAGAUCUGCACUGUGUACCUCACCAAGGAGCUGGGGGACACAGAGACUGUGGGCCUCAGUUUUGGGAACAUUCCUGUUUUUGGAGACUAUGGAGAAAAGCGCAGAGGGGGCAAGAAGAGGAAAACCCACCAGGGCCCUGUGCUGGAUGUGGGCUGCAUCUGGGUGACGGAGCUGAGGAAGAACAGCCCGGCAGGGAAGAGUGGGAAGGUCCGGCUUCGGGAUGAGAUCCUCUCCCUGAAUGGGCAGCUGAUGGUCGGAGUUGAUGUCAGUGGGGCCAGUUACCUGGCUGAGCAGUGCUGGAAUGGCGGCUUCAUCUACCUGAUCAUGCUGCGGCGCUUCAAGCAUAAGGUGCAUUCUCCUUAUAACGGCAACAGCAGCAACAGCUCUGAACCCGGAGAGACACCUACCUUGGAGCUGGGGGACCGAACUGUGAAAAAGGGAAAAAGAGCAAGAAAGUUUGGGGUCAUCGCCAGGCCUUCCCCCAACAAAGCCUCCGAAGAUUCCAAGAGCAGUCCUGGCGGUGAGUUGGACAAUGACCCCAUCUCUGAGCUGGGCAAUGGUCUUGACCCUGAAUUGGGAAACGGUCAUGCUGCUUCGGAGCUAGAAAAUGGCCCAGAUUCGCUCAAGGAGGUGGCAGGAUCCCACCUGGACAGGUCGGAAUUGGACAGAGGGACAGAGCCUCAAAUUCCAAGGAUAGAUGCUCCUCUGGCCACAAGCAGUGACAAACGCCGCUUCUCAAAAUCUGGGAAAACGGACUUCCAGUCCAGCAACUGUCUGGCAAAGGAGGAAGUUGGCCGGAUAUGGAAGAUGGAGCUGCUUAAAGAAUCGGAUGGGCUGGGAAUUCAGGUUAGUGGAGGCCGAGGAUCAAAGCGCUCACCUCACGCUAUCGUUGUCACUCAAGUGAAGGAAGGAGGUGCCGCUCACAGGGAUGGCAGACUGUCCUUGGGAGAUGAGCUGCUGGUAAUCAAUGGCCACUUACUGGUCGGGCUCUCCCACGAGGAAGCUGUGGCCAUUCUUCGCUCAGCCACUGGAGUGGUUCAGCUGGUGGUGGCCAGCAAGGAAACCUCUGAAGAGGACCUGCUCAGGCUAACAUCAAAGAGUUUGCCCGAUCUGACCAGCUCGGUAGAGGACGUGUCUUCUUGGACAGACAACGAAGAUCAGGAGCCCGACGGGGAGGAGGACGAAGGAACCGGCUCAUCUUCUGCCCAGGGAGCAAUGCCUGGGACAGAGGAGCCCCAAGAUUCGUGCGGCCCCGAGGAAUCCAAGGGGAACUUGGAAAGUCCCAAACAGGGCAGCAAUAAAAUGAAGCUCAAGAGUCGUCUUUCAGGCGGCGUACACCGUCUAGAGUCUGUUGAAGAGUAUAACGAGCUGAUGGUGCGAAAUGGGGAUCCCCGCGCCCGGAUAUUGGAGGUCUCCAGAGAUGGCCGAAAGCACUCUCUCCCACAGCUCCUGGACUCUACAGGCUCAGCACAGGAAUACCACAUUGUGAAGAAGUCCACCCGGUCGCUAAGCACUACUCAGGUGGAAUCUCCUUGGAGACUCAUCCGGCCGUCAGUCAUCUCUAUCAUUGGGCUGUACAAAGAAAAAGGCAAGGGCCUUGGCUUUAGCAUUGCUGGAGGUCGAGACUGCAUUCGAGGACAGAUGGGGAUUUUUGUCAAGACCAUUUUCCCAAAUGGAUCAGCUGCAGAGGAUGGAAGACUCAAAGAAGGGGAUGAAAUCCUAGAUGUAAAUGGAAUACCCAUCAAGGGCUUGACAUUUCAAGAAGCCAUCCACACCUUUAAGCAAAUCCGGAGUGGCUUAUUCGUCUUAACGGUACGCACCAAAUUACUGAGCCCAAGCCUCACCCCCUGCUCGACACCCACACACAUGAGCAGAUCCAGCUCCCCCAACUUCAACGCCAGCACGGGGACCUCUGCGGUGGGGGCCGACGAGGGGAGCUCCUCGUCCCUGGGGCGAAAGGCCCCCGGGCCCAAGGACAGAAUUGUCAUGGAAGUAACGCUCAACAAAGAGCCAAGAGUUGGACUAGGCAUUGGUGCCUGCUGCCUGGCCCUAGAAAACAGCCCUCCUGGCAUCUACAUUCACAGCCUUGCCCCAGGAUCAGUGGCCAAGAUGGAGAGCAAUCUGAGCCGCGGAGAUCAAAUCCUGGAAGUGAACUCUGUCAACGUCCGCCAUGCUGCUUUGAGCAAAGUCCACUCCAUCUUGAGCAAAUGCCCCCCAGGACCCGUUCGCCUGGUCAUCGGCCGGCACCCUAAUCCGAAGGUUUCCGAGCAGGAAAUGGAUGAAGUGAUAGCACGCAGCACUUAUCAGGAGAGCAAAGAGGCCAAUCCCUCUCCUGGCUUAGGUACCCCCUUGAAGAGUCCUUCUCUUGCUAAAAAGGACUCCCUGACCUCUGAAUCUGAUCUCUCCCAGUUCUUCUCUCACGACGUCCCAGGCCCGCUCUCUGACUUCAUGGUGGCCGGCUCAGAGGACGAGGCCCCGGGAAGUGGCUGCAGCAGCUCCAAGGACAGCAGCCUGCCAGCCGGCCCAUCCCCUCACAAGGAACCAGGAAAAGCCAGAGCCAACAGCCUUGUGACUCUCGGAAGCCAGUGGGCCUCUGGGCUCUUCCACAAGCAGGUGACAAUCGCCAGACAAGCCAGUCUCCCUGGGAGCCCACAGGUCCUCCGAAACCCUCUCCUCCGCCAGAGGAGGGUGGGCUGCUAUGAUGAUGAUGCCAGCGACGAGGAAGAGUUUGAUGGGGAAGGGGACUGUAUUUCCCUCCCAGGGACCCUCUCAGGUCCCAGCAGGCCUCUGACAGAGGACGGCUGUGUCUCGACAGCCUCUUCCAAGGGCCCAGGGAUCCACCAAGAGGAACAUCGCCAGAAAACACUGGUCAGCAAGGCCUCCUCAGUGCCUCUCCUUGGCAGCUCACUGGCCUUACAGGAGAGUAUCCCAGGGAGCACGGGCGACGCCCUUCCCCAUGUGGCCAACCCUGGCCCUUCAGAGGCUGCCAAGGGUAGCCCUGGCUGCUCGGGGAGAAGGGAACUCUCGGGAUCUCGGAGUUCACCCAAGUUGGAGUGCAAAGCUGUGACAGGCACCCAGAGCCUGGCGAGCACGGACGGCCCCACUUCCCUGCAGCAGAAGAAUGACAGCCUGGGGUCCAGGCACAAACCAGUGGCCAGGGUCAGCCCACACUGCAAGCGGCCCGAAGCUGAGGCCAGGCCCAGGAGCUCAGAAACAGCAAACCUAACCGAUGGAGCCAGUGACCCAUGCAGUCCCGACUCGAAAGUCCAGGCCGCUUCCGUCCAAGUGACCGUGACUGGUUAUCAACCAGGUGCGACGGUGGAGAAGGAAUCUCUGGGGAAGCCAACCACUGGGGACGGGCAGGUCCCCACCGACUGGGGGCCAGCUGGCUCCCUGCCCCAUCCAGAUGCCGGUCACCCCACAGAGAACCCACCUGAAGCUGCACCCAAGCAAGGGCAACAAUCCAAAACAGAGGUGGACAGGAUAGCCCGUAUGCAGGCCUUUUCAGCAGGCAUCUCCAGGACAGGCGCUAGAACUCAUCUCAUGAGGACAAGACAGCUCCCCAGGCCCUGUCCCUUCCCGGGACAGGCUCACCCUGACUCCAGCAACACCUCUGUGGACACAGGGCGAGUGAGGCAUCCUGAGGGCCCUGGAGAGCCGGAGUCACCCAGGGUCCCCAUGUCUGAGGACAGCACAUCCCCGGGGAAGACAGCAAUGGCUGGACCUGAGCUGGAGAUGAGAGCAGUCUCAGAAGCCAGCUCACCGGAUGCCAUCAGGAAGGCAGCUGAUAGGGAUGUGGGAUCCGAAGCCAAGGGGACAUCUCCAGCUAGCGCCGUGCUGUCACCAGACCUCACAUCCCAGGAGAAACGACAGGAGCUUCCAGGUCACCAGAGCAAGGCUCUGCAAACCACAGGCAUCCUCGUCCCUGAAAAAUGCCAAGAGUUGUCUCUGCAGGAGGGAACAGGCUCCGGCUGUGUAAGGGCGCCUCAGUCCCCUAGCCAGGAGGCCCGGGAGGGACGCGGCAGUGCCUUGGGAACCGGCUGCCCCCAGGGGAGCCCCAUGACUGACAUCGACACGCUCAUCGAGGAGCUGGAUGCUUCUGGAGCCAGGCUCCCAACUACCAAGAAAGGGGAGCCACUGAGCCAGGAGGGCGCUGCCCAGGGCCCCCCGCCGGCCGCUGAGAGCCAGACCCCCGACCCCACCCCGAGGCGCCCCCGUGCCGCCGGCCCGGCCCCGCCCCCGCAGUGGGCUGCCCAGCCUUCGGUUCUGGAUUCCAUCAAUCCCGACAAACACUUUGCUGUGAAUAAAAGCUUUCUGAGCAACUACUCUAGAAAUCUCAGCAACCUCCACGAAGACAGUACGUCACUUUCGGGCCUGGGCGACAGCACGGAGCCGUCCCUCUCGUCCAUGUACGGAGAUGCUGAGGACUCAUCUUCCGACCCUGAGUCACUCUCCGAAGCCCCCCGAGCUCCCGCCCGGGACAGCUGGUCCCCUCCGCGUCCCUGUCCUCGUGGGUCUUCUCACAAGGGAGACACUACAGAGUCUGAGGAGGAGCAGGUUGAAAUUUGUUCCGCGAGUGGGUCCCCCAACCGGCCCUCCGCUCCGGCCCUUGCUUCUGCCCGGGUGGCCGUCGGCCCGGCCUUCGCCAAGGUCCUGCCCUUCAAGCGGGGAGCCCUGGGCCCAGCAAAGGGAGACUCCCGCCACACAGCCUCCUUGACACCUGUUGCCUCGGGCCCCACAGCCCUGGACCCUCCCCAGCCACCCCCUCCUGCGGCUAAGGGUGUCCCUGGACCACAGCCCCCCUUGGGCAGGGGACACGGGGAAGCCACCCGGCCUCCUCCAGGCCCCCCAGACACCCCCAGCUCUCCUAACAUGGUGAAUGGUUUGGAGCACGACUGGCUGGAGGAGCAGACCCCACCUAAGGAACAAGAAACAAACGCAACCACUGAACGUGGGUCCUCCUUCAGCGCAGAUGUCCCUGAGGUCGGCCUGCCGGACCUGGGGAACCUGCACAUCUCCGAAAGUCAGGACCCAGAUGACUCGCUACAGAAGCCGAAAAUGAUCUCCAGGCGGCCCAUCGUGGCCUGGUUUAAAGAGAUAAAUAAAAACAACCAAGGGACACAUCCGCAGGGCAAAGCCGAAACAGAACGAUCCACGAUGCUGGCCAGAAGUCCAGACCCCAAAAGUCAGGCGCUGGGCUCAAGCCACAGAAAGGGGGUUGCUGUGCCGGAUAGUUCUCCUCUCCUGAAGCUGAAUCUUGAGAAUAAAGACCCGCCCAAAAAAAGUUCCAUGGACACCCUUUUGAGUAACUGUCAGAAAACCAAAGCUGGUCCUAAGCUGAAGAGACUGAGCAUCAAAAGCAAAAGCAAAGUCAGUUCCGCCCCCACCUCUCACACGGGGAAGGCGGGGAGCACUGAGCCCAGGAAAGCCCUUGUUUCCCCCCAAGCCACCCACAAAAUGCUUCCUAAGGUGGUGGCACACCGGUUCCACACAGCUGACCAUGAGGAACAGGAUCAAAACACCGCAGCAGCCCCCCAAUCUCCCCAGAGUGUGCUGGAGGGCAAGCCUCCUCUGGGGGCCCCAGGCUCCCUGAAGCCCUCGGCCUCGGAUACCAGCAUCAGGACGUUCACGUCACCCUUGUCCUCCCCCAGGACUCUUCCUGAGCAAGGUGCCUGCGGUAGGCUCCACCCAGCUGUGCACUCAGAACCCAACCGAGGUUGCCCAGCAGCACCCAGGUCUCCGAAGUGUGGACCAGAAAGCAAGGCUCCUGCAGCCCCAGGGCCUGCGAGUCCCUUGGCACCAAGGAGUGGGUCCUCGGGGGCCAGCAAGUGGGAAGCCACCCCUCCCAGGCAGGGCCAGCGGCCCCAAUCCAGCCACUUGGACUCAGCAGCAGAAGCCACCCAGGCUGGGGUGACUGGUGACAAAAGAAGCAAAGUGGCUGCUGGUGAGCCUCUAGAAAGAACUAACCAGCUGAAAAUCAUUGAGAUCUCUUCUGAAAGGAUGCCAAAGAACACAUGUGGUGACAAGACAGCUGAGAGUGACAGACAGGGAGAGUUCUUGGCCCAGAGCAACUGUCAGGAGAAGAGUGAAGUCAGGCUCUGUCACCAGUCAGUGGAAUCCUCCCCAAAUCAUCCAUCCUCACUGACGCCUCGGACCUCCCAGGGAGAGCUGGAAACGCAGAGAUCUUUCACCAUGGCGAAACUGACUUCCUCCUCCUCCUCCCCGCAGCUGCCAGCUGGAAAGGCAGAUCCCUGCCAGGGAAAGUCAGGCCAGAUGUCAGACGCCCUUGGGACGUCCAGGAGCAGUGCACCAGCGGGCUCGGCACUGGAUGACCAUCCCUACUUCACGCCACGGCCAGCGACCAGGACCUACUCCAUGCCAGCCCAGUUCUCCAGCCAUUUCAGCCGAGAGGGGCACAUCCUGCACAGCCCAGGGCGCACCCCCCGGGACAGCCAGAGCCCUGCCGCUAGCGGGGGCCACCUGGAGGCCAAGGCAUCCAGAGGUGCUGUGCUGGGCCUGGUUAAUGGACAGGGGAUGUAUAGCGUAAAGCCCCUGCUGGAGACGUCGAGGAACCUUCCAACCACAGACGAAGGGGAUGUCCUUUCAGUGCCGGAAACGAGCUGCCUGCUCACAGACAAAAUCAAAGUCACCAGAAGACACUACUACGCAGAGCAGAACUGGCCCCAUGAAUCUACCUCAUAUUUCUCUGUGAAGCAGAGGAUCAAGUCUUUUGAGAACCUGGCCAAUUCUGACCGGCCUGUGGCCAAGUCCGGGGCCUCCCCUUUUCUGUCGGUCAGCUCCAAGCCUCCCGUUGGGAGACGGUCAUCCGGCAGCGUGGCUUCCGGGAGCCUCGGCCACGCCAGUGACCCAGUAUCGAGGUCACUGAGACGCAGCUUGAGUUCCUGCAGCGAAAGCCAAGGUGAAGCCAGCGCCGUCGUCCCCCCGAUGGCCAAGUCCCCGUCGAGCAUGAUGCUGACCAUCUCCCGGCAGAGCCUGGUGGAGGCCGGUAACAAGGGCUCUGACUCGGACCCAAAGAGAUGGCUGGGUCCUUCGGGAAUCCCCACCCCAGCGGUGACCCCGGCGUCUCCCGCCAAGAGGAAUAAGUCCUCCGUGCGUCACACCCAGGCCUCGCCUCUGUCCCGCUCGAAGCUGCAGGAGCUGAGAGCCCUGAGCAUGCCUGACCUUGACAAGCUCUGCAGCGAGGACUUCUCAGCUGGGCCGACUGCUGUGCUCUUCAAAACCGAGCUGCAAAUCGUCCCCCAGAGGUCACUUGGCUCCCCUCCUGGAGGCCUCAGGGGGUCCACCGCCUUUUCCUGCCCCGUGAAGGGCGCGGACAGGGCCAGCCCUAAAGCCACUGAGCCCAGGGCACCCAGUUCAGCCCCCAAUAUGAGUGAGAUAACCCAGGAUCUGCCUUCCGGAAAAAGCUGGUCAGUUAAUUUGCAUCAACUUCUGGUCUCGGCGGGGAACCAGCAAAGACUGCAGUCUGUUUUGACAUCCGUGGGGUCAAAAUCUACUGUCCUAACUCUCAUUCAGGAAGCGAAAGCACAAUCAGAGAAUAAAGAAGAUGUUUGCUUCAUAGUCUUGAAUAAAAAAGAAGGCUCAGGUCUGGGAUUCAGUGUGGCAGGAGGGACAGACGUGGAGCCAAAAGCAGUUGUGGUCCACAGGGUGUUUUCUCAGGGGGCAGCUUCUCAGGAAGGGACCGUGAGCCGAGGGGAUUUCCUUCUAUCAGUCAAUGGCACCUCAUUGGCAGGCUUAGCCCACGGGGAUGUCUUGAAGGUUCUGCACCAGGCUCAGCUGCACAAGGAUGUCCUCAUGGUCAUCAAGAAAGGGAGUGAUCAGCCCAGGCCCUCCACCAGGCAGGAGCCUCCCACAGCCAACGGCAAGGGCUUGAUGUCCGGAAAGAGCAGCCCCCUGGAGGCUGGAAUGGGGAGAAGCCUGGCUGCCCACGAGGCUCUGUGUGUUGAAGUGCUGAAGACCUCAGCUGGGCUGGGGUUGAGCCUGGACGGAGGGAAAUCGUCUAUGUCUGGAGACGGGCCCCUGUUCGUUAAAAGAGUAUACAAAGGUGGUGCAGCUGAGCAAGCUGGAACAAUAGAAGCUGGAGAUGAAAUUCUUGCCAUUAAUGGGAAAUCUCUGGUUGGGCUCGUGCACUUUGAUGCCUGGAAUAUUAUGAAGUCUGUCCCAGAGGGACCUGUGCAGUUAGUCAUUAGAAAGCACAGGAAUUCUUCAUGCAACAAGCACUGGUAGUAACACUAAUAGUGCUUGUUACUUUUUUUUUUUUAACCAGAAUCUCCUCUUCUCAGUUCUUUUCUUUCUUUAGCAAACCAUAAAGACUUUAAACAGUGGGUUCCAGAAACAACAGAGAAGCACUGGUGUGGAAAGGACUAUCAAACUCUCCAAGUUUUUACUUAUAUGUGAAACAGCAGCAAUGGAGCUGCACCCCAGAAGUCUUCCGACUGAAUCACCUAGGCCAGGAGGGCUCAUCCUGUUCCAGUGCCUGUCCCCUACCACCCUUUAUGUUCAUUGAUGGGGACACAAGAUGCGGCAUGCCCCUCUUCACUUGAAACCUUUAGUGAGACCUUCGAAUCCUUCUUGCCACCUAUCCCAGCAUACUCAGUCUUGGCAAUUAGGGAGCUAACAAUCUGAGGAGCAACACAACUGUCCCAACUGAAAGGACUGUAGUUUUAUAUAAUUUUGUAAGUAAAUAACAGAAGGCUUUUAGGCACAUUCAGUGGAAAGAGCGUUGGGUCUGUGUGUUAUCCUGAAAAGAAAAUGACACUUGAAAAACAAAAUCAAUUAUGACCGAUUGGUUAGGCUGAGCUCAGGAAUUUAUCCAAAAAUGAAAAAGCAGAAUAGAGAAAGUGGUAUUUUUAGUGAGUGUAAUGUGCAGCGUACGGAUGCAUAGUUCAACUCAGUGGUUAUUGAUCACCAUUAAGUGUUGAUCAUGAUCUAAAAGUGUAUGUCAUAAGGCAGUUUUAUAGGGAUGCAGUUCCAAUAAACUGUACUGAAUAGCCAUGAACUUUGCUGCUUAGAAUGAGCAGAAAGUUCCAGCUCUGAAAGCACCUUGCAUCUAGUUUGGAACUUGUCUUGAAUAAAUUCUUGAAUUCAAGACUGGUCAACAAAAGAGCAAACAAAAAUAUCAUUGUCACUGGGUUUCCAUUUCUAUAUUUUAUGUACUCCAAUUACUAAUGUAAAUUUUUAGAAAUCAGUUAUCUUUUUAGUAUCCCUGGAUUUAUAAUCCAAAUAGAGGAGCUUAAAAUAAUCCUUUUAUGGAACAUUUUUUCUUUGACUGCCCCCCACCCCCCACCCCCACAACUUUCUGAACAGGCUUAAGAAAUGUAGCAUUUCUAAGCCUUGGAUCUAUUCUUCUGACCUGGGUGUAAUGACAUAGCCCUGCAGUGACUGAAAUUUUUGCUCUUUUUGUUUUCCUGUUUUGCAACGUCUUCCUUUUGCCAAAAAUGUUUCCCUGCAGAAUACUGCUGUGACUCACGCUUGCUUGUGACCCAGCUGCUCUUUCAAAGCACGAGCUUCUUCAGAGUAUCUGUUCCCAUUCGAUGUGCUCUUCCUCGUCACAAAACUGGCUCUUCUCCCCUCGUACUGUACCUUCUUUUCCUAAAAUCCAAACCCACAUCAGCUUAAUUUACCAAAAUGUAAGAAGAAGAUGGAGAAUGAGGGUGAGUGGUCGUUCAAGGGAAGGAGCAGAACUGUGUGGUGACAACCCACAUCCUCGGGUGACACAAGCUGAAUGAGUCCUGUGAAUACGGGUGAGCCUGCAUGCCUGCGUGCAUGGUGACGCUAAGGCUUUCUGUUGGCGAUUUCUUUAAUUAACCUAUUUCUGAGUGACUAAUCCCAGUCAACCUCUGGAGUUGGCCCAGAGAGAGGUCGCUCAGAUGGCAGUGAACUAUCUGGCUUGUAUGAGCCCAGAUUUCUCAUUUUUAAACAGGUUAUACAAAAGAGAAUGUAGUUCAAGAGUUAGCUAGAAAGACCAGAUUAAUUUAGCUUCUACUUUUCACUAUUACAGUUCCAGGUAGGAUACUAUAGGAAGUCAGUCAGUGCAAGGUGCAUGCUAGAUUGUUUCUAAGUCUCUGGGGUCAGUUGGUGGCUUCUGCUUUCUUGCCUAAAUGAUGAGAGGCUAUUUGAGGUCAAAACGCCUUUUAAAUUUCUUGCCUCCCUUCUUCCGGCUGUGCCUACAUAGAAAUGCACAGUCCUGUGUGACAGGACUUUCUAGAGCAGUGGGAGCAAUGGAACGGUCUCUUGUAUCAGAGACCUUGUUCCGGUUCUUCCUUGUAUCGGAAGCAUGCAAGGGUGGCCCUCUGGCUCACUAAACUGUAUUAAAGUCAUCAGCCAUUUCUAGAAGACCUUGCCAAAACAGUUCCCUUGCAAUAUGGCAGCUGGGAUUUAAGGGAAGAAGCAAAAGCUCAACUUUGACCCUAAGAUAGAAAGCUAUUUAUUUGUCGUCAGUGUUCAAGGCAUGACUAGUAUUGCUAAUGAGUCUAAUAAAUUCCCACACUUCCUGACAUGAACACUAAUGGUGUUGUCCUACUAAAACUUGCUUUGUUUUCGUUUCUUAACUGGUCAGUCAGUCAUCCACAAUAAGCUAUGAUGGUAACUGUUAUAACAUGUAAGUCAGUCUUAGUUGCAAGGCUAUAUACCGUGAAGGUUGAAGUAGGUUGGGUUUCAUUUCUAUCCUUCCAUACACAGCUCAUUUAAUUUUAGGGUUAACUUAAUUGGCAUCACACCUGUUGUAUGAUAUUAUACAUUAUCCUUUAUUUAUGUAAAAUAAAAUGCCUUAUAUAUUAUUAAAGAGUAAGUGCAAUAAUAUGAAAUAGCCUGUACAUUUUAAAAAAUGUUGUCGCCAAGUUAUGUAAAUCCACAUCUCUAUAAACAACCUUUUUUAAGUAAUUUUAAAAAAAUAAACUGUUUACUACUUGUU